CACAAAUUUGGUACCUAUAUUUAUUUAGCAUGUAGUUCCACAAUGUUUGCCACACACCCCAAAAAACAAAUCAGGCCCUACACUAUAGCAGAGUGUAAUACACACCAAUACAGAGAUUCCAGGAAAACAUAAACAAAGUAAAAAAAAAGAUUCCAAAAUUUUCUCUCCUUAUCGAAAGCAAGAGACUUCUAGGGAUCUGGUGAAAACCAUGGAAGAAGGCGAAUUUUUCAGUUGCUUCAGCGAAAUUAAUACUGGCAUGACUAUGAACAAGAAGAAGAUGAGGAAGGGCAAGAAUCAUAAGAGGUUUAGUGAAGAACAGAUCAAGUCACUUGAGGUUAUAUUUGAAUCCGAGACGAGGCUCGAGCCGAGGAAGAAGGUGCAGUUAGCUCGAGAGCUAGGGCUGCAACCAAGACAAGUGGCUAUAUGGUUUCAGAACAAGAGGGCUCGCUGGAAGUCUAAGCAGCUUGAGAAAGAGUAUAAUCUUCUUAGAGCCAAUUACAAUAACUUGGCUUCACAACUCGAAAUCAUGAAGAAAGAAAAGCAAGCAUUAGUAUCUGAGUUGCAGAGACUAAAUGAAGAGAUGCAAAAGACAAAAGAAGAAAGGAAUGAUGAUUGUUGUGGUGAACAAAGAGUGGCUCUAAGCAGCAGCACAUGGUCAGAUAAUGGAAAGUAUGAGCCAGAAGUGAAGCUAAAUCAAGGGAUUGUUCUGUGUGAUGACGACAUUAAGACAGAGCAUUUUGGAUUUGAGGAAGGGUCCAAUCACGAGCUCAUGAACAUGUUGGAGCAAGCUGGUGAUAGUGGCUUGACCUCAUCUGAUAACUGGGGAAGUUUCAGUUCUGAUUCUCUCUUAGAUCAAUCUAGCAGCAAUUACCCUUGGUGGGAUUUUUGGUCAUAAAUAAAAUAGUGAAGAGAAAGAUUGUAAAUAUUACACAAAAAAAAAAAAUAUUGUGAAUAGUUUUGUAAAUUGUGUUAAGAAAAACAAUAAAUGUUCUUUUUGCAUUCUGAUAUUAUACGGUAUUUUAUGCUUGAUUUUACAAAAUUGGAAUAAACUGAGUGUUUU
Molecule: messenger RNA, 1060 nt
Organism: Eruca vesicaria subsp. sativa (arugula)
Lineage: Eukaryota; Viridiplantae; Streptophyta; Magnoliopsida; Brassicales; Brassicaceae
Source: the annotation of a GenBank genome assembly